Molecule: messenger RNA, 3544 nt
Organism: Thamnophis elegans (Western terrestrial garter snake)
Lineage: Eukaryota; Metazoa; Chordata; Lepidosauria; Squamata; Natricidae
Product: zinc finger protein 397-like
Exons: 4
Coding region: 565-3174 (869 amino acids)
Biological process (GO): regulation of transcription by RNA polymerase II
Molecular function (GO): DNA-binding transcription factor activity, RNA polymerase II-specific; RNA polymerase II cis-regulatory region sequence-specific DNA binding
Source: RefSeq, a predicted model, not a curated record
CUGGACAGCCACUUGUCUAUAGUGGUCUCCUGCUUGAACAGGGGGUUGGGCUAGAUGACCUCCAAGAUCUCUCCCAGUCCCAGCUCUAUUCAGAAUCCGCUCCAGAGGCUUUCCCCCAUGAGUGACACAUGCCUAACACGGAUCCGGAGGUCUGUCCCAUGGCAAUAGACAGACAGAUAGAACGGCACACAACUUCCGGAACCGAUGAAGGAAAAGUGAACGUUUUCCUUCGAGGCAGAGCGUCCUCCCCUUCCUUUACGCCUGCGCAGCAAAUUGGAACCCGGAAGUAGUCUCCCAAAUGCCCUUUUCCUCUAUUUUCACACCUUUACGUUGCUAUAGAAACUUCCGGUCGGUCCUUCAUUCCUCCUUCGCCCUGCGCAAGGGCCUGACCAGCGAGAUGCGACGAAUCGGACAGGGGCUUCCCCCGAAGGGCGGCCGGGCUUCUGCGCAGGCGCAAGCCCCGGAGCCCUAUAAGUGACUUGCCGACUCUCCGCCCGUCCCCCCCGUGUUGGCGAGUUGGUCGGUCCCGCCGAACGUCUCCGACUCGGCCUCCGGGCCGCAACCAUGUCUUCGGCGGGGGUGGAGAAGCGGAAGCGGGUGAACCUGAGCGUGAAGCAGAAGCUGGAGCUGAUCGAGAAGCUGGAGUCCGGCUGGUCGGUGGCGCGGGCGUGCGAGGAGUACGGCGUGAAGAAGCAGACGGUGUCGGACAUCCGCAAAGCCAAGGAGAAGCUGAAGAGGUUCGUGCUGAUGUGCGACGUCGACUCGACCGGCGGCGCGGCGGAGAUCGGCUCCCGGAAGCACAUGAAGAUGUCCCAGGAGGCUUCCCUGGAAGAGGCCGUGCUCCGGUGGUACGUGGAGCAGCGGGCCGGAGGAGCCAAGGUGCGCCGGGUCGACCUCAAAGCGGCCGCCAACGCCAUCGCCGCCGACACGAAGCUCAACUUCAAGGCCAGCGACGGCUGGAUCUGGCGCUUCUACAAGCGCCACGGCAUCGACCACAAGCGAGCCUGCGCCGGGGAGGCCAACGCCGCCUCCGCCCCCGCCGCUGCCGAGGAAGAAGAGGAGGAGGACGAGGACGAGGAGGAGAUGGCGCCGCUGGGCAGCGGCUUCUACAAGCGCUACCUCAUGUCGCAGAUCAGAUCCAAGAGCAAAGAGGCAGUGGAGAAAGCCACGAAAGAGAGAAAUUGUGCAGAUGCCCACAAGUGGAAGGGAGGACUGGAAAAUCCCACCGAUCCAGUUCAGCCUCCCUAUAUUUCGGAACCAAAAUUAGAAGAAACGGAUCUAGGAAAACUCCCCUGUGAAAUUCAGCCUCCGUCCCUUCCUGAGCUGCCUGGAUGGGGGGCAUCACAAAAAGGUACAGGAGAGCCGUUCCGCGGGAUGGAAGAACGCUGGGAAGCCCAGUGGCAGCAAUUCCUCAGGACCUUGCAACCCGCCCACAGAGGAGGAGACAACCCGGGUUUUUCAGAGGCUUCUCCUUGGGAAGACACCAAGGCCUUUCUAGCAUCCUUUGAGCAAGUUGCCCAAGCCUGUCAGUGGCCCUCAGAUCAGUGGGUGGCCCAUCUUUUGCCAGCGCUGAGUGGAGAAGCCGAAGAGGUCUUCCGGAAUCUGGAAGCCAGAGAUCGGGAGGACUAUGGGAAAGUUAAGGCCGCGAUCUUGCGAGGGGAAGCCCUGAAAAUGGAGGUGCAGCGCCAGCAUUUUCGGCAGUUCAGCUGCCAGGAGGUGGGAGACCCCCGAAGGAUCUAUAGCCAACUCCAGGAGCUUUGUCUCCAGUGGCUGAAGCCGGAGAGGCACACCAAGGAACAGAUUCUGGAGCUGCUGAUUCUGGAGCAGUUCCUGGCUAGUCUCCCAUCGGACCUCCAGAGCUGGAUCCGAGCAGGAGGAGCAGAGACGUGUUCCCAGGCGGUGGCUCUGGUGGAGGACUUCCUGAGGAGCCAGCAGGAGGUCAAAUCAGAGUCCUAUGAGGGCCCAGGGCUGAUCCAGGAGGUGGCUGUGAGUUUUCUCACCCCUGAGCAGAUGCCAUUAAUUCCCGCAGAGAGGCAGCUCGUUUGCAAGAUCAAGCAAGAGGAGGAGGAUGGGGGCAAUUCAGAAGCCGCUGCCGAGUGGAUCGCAGAGUUGAAAGAGGGGGACGAGACCGAGUCCGUGAAGCUCCAGAGGACUCCUUGGGACAGUCUCCCCAAGGCCCAGGAGGACGGGGACACCUCUGUGAGCCACGAUGCUGUUUCGAAGCAGAAGAGAGAAGAUGGCUCAAGCCAGCCCAUGGUUGAAAUCUUUCCCCUGGCAGGAGAGGAGAGAAACCUAAGUCCGCCAGCGAUCAAGAAACGAUAUCGGAUUCGAGGGAAGAAGACCUGCUCCGUCUGCAGCAAGACCUUCAGCCGGAGUACGGUGCUGGCCGCGCACCAGAGGACCCACACGGGCGAGAAGCCGUUCACGUGCCAGAACUGUGGGAAGUGCUUCAGCUUCAAAUCGGCCCUGGUGGUGCACGAGAGGACCCACACGGGUGAGAGACCCUAUUCGUGCGAUCGGUGCGGGAAGAGCUUCACCGUCAGCUGGGUCCUCACCAGGCACUACCGAGUCCAUGCUAAGAAAGACCAGAUGGGGUGCUUGGAGUGCGGGAAGAGCUUCGCCCAAAAGUCUCAGCUGCUCAGCCACCAGAAAGUCCACGUCGCGGAGAAACCCUUCCGAUGGGCCCAGCCCGGGGAAGCCUUUGGCGGUUGCGCCGUUGCCAUUAAGAGGCAGGACGUUUCCUGCUCCAGGGAGGCAAAGCCCUUCAGAUGCCCGGAUUGUGAAAAGUCCUUCAACACAUCCUCCCAAUUGGACAGGCAUCACCGGGUGCACACGGGGGAGAGGCCCUUCACUUGCUCCGAGUGCGGGAAGAGCUUCCGGCAGUGGCAGAUUCUGAUGGUGCACAAGAGGAUUCACACGGGCGAGAAGCCCUUCAAGUGCGCCAUCUGCGGGAAAUGCUUUUCUAACCAGGCCAGCCACAUCCGGCAUCGGAAAGUCCACACGGGGGACAGGCCGCACCUCUGCGCCAUCUGCGGGAAACGGUUCCCACAUCAGGCGCUUCUAGUGAAGCACCAGAAAAUCCACGCCCGGGAAGCCUUAAACAGUCACAAGGUAGUGGUGGAGGAGAAAGAGGAGGAGGAGGAGGAGGAGGAACGAGCGAAAGAAAUUCCAUAAAAGGAGAAUGGAGUGGUCUGGUUUGGGACGUUGGGACCGUGGGCAUCCUUUCCUAACUCCGUGGCCUCCAGAUAUGUGGAACCACUGGCCCCUUUGGGUAGAAAUGUCAAGGAUUGUACUGGAUCUCUGAAAAUACUCAGUUCAGGAAGGUGUGACCUUGUAAAUCUGCCAUGUGUGCCCAUACAGGCCCCUGAGAAGCACUUGGUAGGCUCCAGUUUUUAACGCCUGCCCAGCACUUGUGUAGGAGAAGCACCCAUCGCCUCACUGGGACGACCCAGAGCCCUCCAGGUGUUUGUAUCUCAGAGCUCAGGUUGGGUGGGUUCUCGGGUGACGAGGGAUGAAUGUCUGGGAAGUUGAUAGUCUCAGGGGU